Drosophila suzukii is the source of this 8449-nucleotide messenger RNA. RefSeq names its product small subunit processome component 20 homolog. Gene Ontology annotation, cellular component: 90S preribosome; small-subunit processome; nucleolus. NCBI's taxonomy places the organism in Eukaryota, Metazoa, Arthropoda, Insecta, Diptera, Drosophilidae. The record is from RefSeq and is a predicted model, not a curated record.
CUUGUGCGUAAAUAUGUUUUGCACGUGUUGCAUUUGAAAAGAAAAGGGUCCGUAAACAAAAGUGUUUUUUCCGUGAACUAAAGCGGCCAAGUGCAAAUGAAGUGAAUGGUAAUUAAGAGAAAAGUACAUCAAAAUGGCAGCCUUAGCGGAAAAGACGAAAGACACCAAUACAUUUCGGUUCAAAUCUUUCGGGGAUCGGGUGAAUGAGAUUGACCUGCGGCACUUGGCGCUCUACCACAUAGGUCACCGCAACGAGGAGCUCGACGAGGAGGAGAACGCCACUUACUUCCAGCAGACGCUCCAGAAAUGGAACGUGCUCAAUCUCACCGAGGAGUACAACUACUUCAGCAAGCGAUGUCGCAAAAUAGUGACCCUGCCGCAGUUGCUGCACCAGAAGGACUUUGUGGUGGACCUGCUGCUAGAGCGCCUGGCUACUGCAACGAAUCUGUCCCAGCAGCCGCUGCUGGAUCUGCUCUACGUCCUGGCCAGGGAUCUCCGCGAGGAGUUCUACCCGUACUUUCAGCGCGUCCUGGACCGUCUGAUUUGCCUGCUCAACACCCAAGAUUCGGAGCAACUGGAGUGGACCCUCAUCUGUCUGGCGCACCUAUUCAAGACCCUCAAGCCGUAUUUGAAGCGCAACAUUGGUGUGGUCUUCAAUGCCAUUUUACCACUCCUAGAUGAACAGCACUAUGCCGAGCAUGUGACCAACUUCGCGGUGGAAUGCUUUGCAUACAUUGCCCGCGAUGUCCGUGACUUUCCACGUUUCCUGGCCUAUGUGCUGAAGACUGUUCUGCGCGAGCAGGUGGAGAGUGUUCAUGGAUGUGGACGACUCAUCUACGAAAUACUGCGUGGCGUCAACGGACAGCUGCACAACUCGGCGGCCGAGAUCUUUGCCCAUGUCCUGGAGGUGCUCGCCAACAAGGCUUCGGCUCACACAAAAACCCAGACAGAACUCCUGGGAGAUAUUGUGGAGUAUUCGUUGGGACUAUUGCUAAACUUCCUGCGCUCAGACCAAAGUAACGUCCUUUGGAUGUCACUCUGUUCGGCUGCCAGCAGUGAUGGUGCCGAUGUUCAAAGGCUGAUUGAUCUGAUGCUUCCCCUGGUCACCCACAAAGACGGACGCUAUGUCACCGAGCUCCCGUUAGUGGUUGCCACACUGCUGAAGUUGCUGGAUCAGAAAGUGGAUCCACUGCAGCCGUUGACAACCUUGGUCACCAGUCUGCUUAAGGCUCAGCACACUCAACUCACCCAAUUGGAUGCCAGUCGUUUGCUGCAAAAACUUCUAAGCAUAAGUCGAACACAAGAAUCCGUGUACGAGGACGCCAUCCUACAGCUCCUCGACUAUCCACAAUUUGAGAUUCUAGUUCUGCCCAAUGUCAUUGGAUACUAUGAAGAGCAGAGGCAGGAAAGAGCACUGGAGCUCCUUGCUCGGAUCGUUCAGCAUAAGCGGCCGCUCCAAGUGGAUGGCAACUCGCUCGCCCAAUGGGUAGCUUACCCAAUCCAGCUGAAGCAAAAGGAGACUAUCAAGAUCGUUGAGCAAGAGCUACUAAAGUUGGAUGUGAGCAAAGAGAAUCAUCUGCUACUCGUCAUUCUAGCACCUCACUUGAGGGGAUUCAGCAAGCAGCCUUUGGAACAAAAGCUGCAGUCAGUCCUUGAGAAGUUCGUAAAGAGUAACGAAAAGGAUUUUACCCUGCUUCUAUUGCUACUUCAAACCCAUGCUUUGCUCAAGUUUAAUUUACCCAAGCACCUGCGAUCUAAUCUUAAUAGUUAUCUUAUUCCUGAACUGGAGAAGGACCUUCGGGCUUUAGCUUGCUUGCAGCUAGUUCUUCUUGAAACCCCUAAAAAGGAGCUAUCCGCUAGCGAAGAAUUACUGUCUGGUAUUGCGAGUCUUUUGGGCAAUCCAGUUUCACAAUACAGGCGCAUAGCAGCCCACUGCUUGGAUGUGAUCAACUCCACGAGCAAACACAAUCCGUACUCCCACUUUUAUGCUGCAGCCUGCAUUGAACUCACUGUCCACAACUACCGCGAGCUGCUCCUCCAGCUGCAGCAAUUGGAACCGUCGUCUGCUCAGUUUAAGCAGUUCUCCCAGUUGCCACAUUUCAAGGAGCACGCUGUAAGCCUAUUGCUUGGCCUGCUGUAUAACAACUUCAAGUUUGUGUGGGCGCCAGUACAACAGUUGUUGGCUGCAUAUGCCAAAGCAAUGACAGCUGAUGAGUUCUGGAACCUCUUUAAAGACAAGUUGGUUGAAAAUGUCGCCUGCAUAGAUUACAAAAGGGAUGUAACAACACUGCAAGAGCCAUUUAAAAGAGACUACCAAUCGACGGCGCUGACCAUGCUUCUUCCCGUGGAGGGCGAGCAGCAACUGACUCUUCAGCAUGCGCUAAACUACCGCCAGCUCCUCUGGCAAAGCCUGCCCAAGUUGGGAACACUUGCCGAGGUGAAGAAUGCAGAUAUAGUGCGAUUGUUCUUGCAAUUUUUAGAACAGGAAUAUCGCGCCCAGUUGGAGAAAUCCGAACACACUUGGAAUGUGAACGAAGCGACAGCUGCUGAUGUUGAUGCCGAGGACGAUGAUGAAAAUGAAACAAGGCCCGAACCCCGUGGUCGGCAAAAAAGGAGAGCUCAAAAUUCACACACCAAGUUUAUUCUGCAAACGCUUCAGUUGAAACUCGCCUGCUUUGUGUCGCAGCCAAAUCCUAAGGCUCUGCAUCGGCAGGCAGAAAUGCACGACUUCUACCUGGAGCUUCUAGCCGGUCCCAAUUCCCAAUUGCAACAAUUGGCGCUCGACUGCCUAGCAGCCUACAAGCAGCCUUCAGCUCUGGUGCAGCAGAAGGCCCAACUUUCGGGUCUUAUUGAUGAAGAAAAAUUCAAGACUACCCUUAGUGGCUUUGAACUGGCUAACAUUUCGGCUCAGCAGAGAUCGGAACUGAUGCCCUUUAUGCUUCGUGUGCUUUACGGCAAAAUGCUGACCAAAGGUGUCCAAAAGCAAUUGUCUGCCCAGCUGCGAAAGACGCUGAUUCUGCGAUUCCUGGGCCAGCUGGAGGAGUCAGAGAUCAUGGACUUUCUGAAAAUGGCGUUCGGAAGGUUUACAGCCUACACCGACAAACCGGUAAACGAAGUGGCUAAAUAUGUUCGGGACUCCUAUGAUCCGACAGCGGUGAUUGCAGCCAAGCAGUUGCAGAGGAUAGUCAAUCUACUAGAGCUUAUUCGCAAGGAGUUUGCCGGCAAGCUGUCAACUGACUUCCAAUGCUACGUACUGAAAUUACUCCUUCUCGUGGGCAGCGUCGCCCAAGAAGUAAUCAACGGAGAAGGCAAACUUUUGGCUGCCUACAAAAAUGUGAAGCACUCUGGCCUGCAGACACUGGUAAACUACUUCGGACAGCUGGUUGACAUGGAAGAGCUGUGGCAGGAGCCGGAGAUGAAUGCAAUUUGUGAGGUCUAUCUUUGGCCAGGUAUUGCUCGCCUUUCGCAGGACUCUAUACACACGCCUACCCCCAUGCUCAAGUUACUUCUCCUAUGGGGCGGAGAGCCCCGCUACCAAAAAUGGCUAAACAAAAGUCCUUCAGCCGAUAAACUUCCUAUAAUGCACCAUCUGAUGGCUCUCUUACUAAACGACAAAGCCAAGACCAAUGUCAAGCGCUCGCUUCUACAGAUGGUGGAACAUCUCUUGGAAUCGGCCUCCACAGAGGAGUACGGUGCCGAGGUCUUGCCCAUUGUGCACCCACACAUUCCAGCCAUCCUUCAACAGCUCCAGAACAGUUGGCGCCACAAAAAGGCGAGCAGACAGACGCUUGAUAAGCGAGAACUUAACAUUUUAACACUUAUAACGUCGCACGUGGAGGAGUCAGAUACUUGCGAACUGCUACUGCAGGUACUUCUACCCAUAUUCACCAAACAGUCGGCUUCAGCUGGUCCGGAAACAGUGGUUCAGUUAGUCACCACGUUGGCCAAUCUUUUGAAACGUGUCCCAAGACCGCAGGACUAUGUUCGUCAGCUGGCUCCACUCUUUGAACAGGUAAGUGUGCUGCCCGCAAGGAAAUUACUUUGCGAACUCUUGUCGGACAUGGCGAAAAGACUGCACAAGGAGGCGAAACACAACGUCGAACUGUCCUCCACUGCUGCAUCCUUGCGGGAGUGGGUAAGGAUUGUGCUGCUCCUGAAUGCCUGGGACAAAAGGUGGCUAGAGCAGCCGGACUACGACAAACGUCUCGAGGGUCUUUCGGAGCUCAAGCAGUUGGUGGAGAAGAAGGAUAAAAAGAUAGACUUGCAACUCGGAGUCCUGGUGGUCUACAACUGCUUUUAUAUGCUGCGGCACGAUUCGGAUCUGGGCAUGAGAGUUAACAUAGGGGAACUGUUAAAGCCCAUGCUUCCCUUGGUAACUCUGCAACUAGAAGUAAAGGAGGAUGUGCAUUUCUGGCUCGAUGAUACUCUGCUGCCUCUAGUACAACGCUGUAUGAGGGAUGAGAAGCACGAGCAUGCCAGGAGUGAGGCCAUCGGCAUACUUGGCGAACUCGCUCGCCAAUGUCCGGCUUCACACGAGAUCUUGAAGGAUCUCUCGCCGCUAACCGAUAAACACGACCUGGAGGUGGACUUCUUUGAAAACAUGCUUCAUCUGCAGACCCAGCGACACGGUCGUGCCCUCCAGCGCCUGGUGAAUAUAUCGGGAGGCAGGUGGCGGCAGGCUCCGCCAUGCGCCCGUACACUCACACAGUUCCUUCUCCCGCUGGCUACCCGCUACCUGAUGAGCGAAAAGCAUUCGGGUAAACACACGCUAGUAGAUGCCGCCAUUGAGUCAGUUGGGGUGAUGAGUGAGUUCCUCCCGUGGACGCAAUACCAAGCAGUUCUGCGAUACUACCUUCAAAAAUUGAGACACGCCCAGGGGCAGCAGAAGCAGUGUGUCCGGCUUGUGGUUCGCAUCCUCGACGGCUUCCAUUUUGACUUGACCCAGGCACAAACGGAUCUAGCUUCCCUUGCCAAGCUCAAGGAAAAGCUGUCCGAGGAAGUGGAUUCUAAAGAACCUGCUGAAGAGACGCAAGAAAACAAGACGGAAGAGGAUGCCGAUGACGAUGCCGAAGAAAAGCCCUUGAAAAAAGAGGAGGACCAGUCUGACUUUAUAGAAUUCGAUGAGGAAGAGGCGACCGAACCUGCGAUAGAACAACAGCGAAUACAACUGCUUGCUCCCAACGCUGCGAAAAAGGUCAUGGCCGCUAUUACUACAGUUUUGCUGCCGACCCUUAAUCGGUCCAUCACCGAAAAAACCAACUAUGACACCAAGCACAAGGUGAAUCGCCGACGCCUGAGCUACGAACGAGAGGAAGAGGAGAUCCAGCGAGUGCCUAUUGCCUUGGCUAUGGUAAAACUUUUGCAGAAGCUUCCUUUGGAGCUAUUGGACAACAGCCUGCCAGGAAUCUUCAUGAAGGUCUGCACCUUCCUGCGAUCCCCUCUAAAAUCCGUUCGAAUGCUCACCAGAGACAUUCUCAAGAAGAUUAUGAUCACCCUGGGUGGCAGUUAUUUGGGUAUGCUGUUGGAGCAGUUGCAAUCGCUACUCACACGUGGAUUCCAAGUGCACGUUCUCUCUGUGACCCUCCAUGGCGUUUUGGAUGCUCUGAAGGGUGACCUAAAACCAGACCAUAUUGAAAAGUGCCUGCAAAAUCUGCUGGAAGUGGCUCUCAACGAUAUAUUCGGCGAUGUGAGCGCCGAAAAGGAGGUGGAGAAAAUCGUGGCUCACACGCCGGAAGCCAAGCCGAGUGCAAAGAGCUACCUCACACUCCACAUAGCCGCUCGUCAUAUUCGAGACAACUGUUUGCUCGACCUGCUUUUGCCGUUCAAGGAGCAUUUAGCAAGAUCGCACUCCCGUAAAGUCACUCAAAAGAUUCAGGAGUGUUUUGCUAAAAUAGUGGGUGGCUUGGUCGAGAACACCCACAUCGCAAGGGAGAGCCUGCUGAUUUUCAUAUACGGUACGAUGUCGGAGAGCAUCAGCGACCUAUUGCCAGGAACACAGAAACGGCAGCUCACAGACAAAGAGCAGGCUCUGAUGAGGAGAACUCGUCCUAAUUGCCUGAUCCUUCAACCGGCGCCAGGGAGGCGUAGUGUGGCUAUUGGCAACAAGCAAGUGAAGUCAAAUACACAAGCCAAUGCCCAUAUUCUAGUCGAAUUUGGGUUGGAGCUCCUCCACUUCGUGCUGAAACGGAAGAAGCUAACGGAUCUAGAUUACCAACCCUUCCUUCAUCCCCUGUUGCCACUUCUAAAAGAUUCUUUGAGCAGUAAUCACGCUAGGACCACAACAUAUGCGCUUAAGUGCUACACGGCCAUUUGGUUGGGAGAGUACGAGCUCUCCGAACUGAGUACUGAGGCACUUCAACCGGUGGUUGGUCGUAUGUUUGAGAUCCUUAAGAAUUUCUCAACGUUCGGAGCCACUCGGCAGGAGGAGAACGCUCAGCUGGUCAGAGCCAGCUUUAAAGCAGUGGUGGCCCUGCUGCGCAAAUGCCAGGAUUACAAACUCAACGAGGAGCAGAUCGAGCAACUUUUGCUUCACAUCGAACAGGAGCUGCAGGAGGGUGAAUGUAGCAGCCAGACCAUGGUAUUUACCUUGCUGAAAGCUCUUGUCGGUCGAAAGGUGGACAGUCGCUCCCUGCACGAUCUGAUGAAGCGUCUGGGAGACCUUUCCAUCAUCUCUCCCUCGGAUUACGUGCGAGAUGAGUGCCGUGGCAUACUGCUCAUCUAUAUAAUGGAAUAUACGCUGGGCCAUAAGGUUGAGCAGUUUGUCAAGUUCAUGUCGGUGCAAUUGUGCUACAGCCAGACCGCUGGUCGGCAGUCGGCCAUCCAGUUCAUGCACUCUAUCAUCAACAAGUUCCCGCAGCUCAUGCUGGUCAAACAGUCCGAGUUUCUAUAUCUUUCCCUGGGAACCCGACUGGUCAACGAUGAAGACCCAUCGUGUCGACGCAGUGUGGCCGGUGCUCUGGAAGCUCUGAUCGGACGUCUCACCAAACUGGAGAGGCAACCCCUGCUGGAUCUGACGCUGCUGUUCUUCACUUCACCACAGUCCAGUCAGAAGCCAGGAGUUCGGGAAAUGGCCGCUGCUCUUCUCUCGAGAUUUGUUCAGGCGGAGAAAGCCGGCUUUGCAGAAAGAUUGCCCCUGGUACUGCCCAUUUUAGUAAAUGUUAUGACUUUGGGUGAUGCUGAGUCGGCAGGAAGAUUUGUGCGGGCUCCAGGACACCUGGCAGCAGAGGUGAAUGAAAAUGGUCUACAUAACAAGAAAAAGCGAAAGAAACUAGAAACUGUGCCUGAUGAAGAACUACUACUGGGUGACAACGACAACGAAUCCCGGCUAGAGCAACAGCAGCGCAAAGCUGACCACCAGCUUAUCCAAUUACAAUACUGUCUGCUUAAGAUUUUUGAGCAUUGCGGUGAGGGUUUACUCAGCAAUCCGGAACUCUCUGAUAGUAUUGAUGAGCUGGCCUACGGCUCUCAGAGACUUUUGGGACACGACCACAACUGGGUUCGCUGCAAUGCAGCCAAACUACUGACCCACAUCCUGGCUCACUACGAUUACACGGUUGUUGGCCAACAGCUGUCCGGAAUUAAGAAGGAAGAAGGCACUGAACAGACGCUGUACUUUAUUUAUGGACAGCCCGCAGAGGAUAUAAAAUCUCUGGUCUUAGAUCUGUGUGCUCAGGUCGUGCCGGGCGAUACGGCGCAGGAGAUGAUCGAUGAGCUGUCGAAGAUUCUCUUGUACAUUGGACACAUGCUGAGGGAUGUUCCAUUUAGUCUGAAGCAGGAAAAGGAUGCUGAUGAUGAUGAGGAGCGAGAGCCGGUCAACAAAAUAAACCUCAACUGGCUAAUGCGAAACAUACGCUUCCUGAUCAACAAAGAAGUGGCCAAGGCGCCUCACGACACCAGCAUAAGAACUGCCAUGUUCACGCUAAUAGAGGCCUUGUCCACGCUGCUCAGUGUGGAGUCCGUAACCAGAUUGGCGCCCUCUCUGCUCCAGGCCCUGGUUCGUGAAAUGUCCGAAGAGGAUCAGAACGUGGAUGCAGAUCUCCGCCAGCAAGCCCUCCGGGUGGGCAGUCGUCUGAGAAAGCGCAUAGGAGCCGAUGUCUACGACAAACUCAGGAAUGCGGUGCAAACCAAGCUGAUGGCUCGACGCGCCGAGCGACGCAAGGUUGUGGCCCAGGAGAAGAUUCACGAUCCAGAACGGGCGGCCAAGCGAAAGGCUGGCGUGCAGGAGCGCAAGAAGGCAGCGAAGCGCCUAAAGGCGGCUGUCGUCCGUGGCAAAGCUCCGGACAUCAAGCAAAAACUCAAAAAGCGGAAGCGAAAAGCAGAAGUGGAAGGAUUUUAGUUAGUCAGUUGAAUUCUAAGUUAAGUUGUUUCUAAGUAGUUCCGGAAAGUUACCGCAAUUUGUAACCUAAGCAAAAUAUGAAAUAAUAAAUAUAGUUUUUAUAACCAAAAAAAA